ACACCAGACAGAUGGAGACACAGACAAAACAAACCUCUGAUCGUUGGAUCAUGGAUGUCCUUAACAAUAACUUCCAUCUCUACCUGCAACUCUAUGUUCCUCUCUUAUUUAUAUUCCCACUCUUUCUCUCUGUGACCAUCAACCUCUUGUUGAUUGAAAGCUAAGUUUCUUGUCUCUGAUGCAAAGCCACAAACACCAAGUGUGCAUUUCAAGAAAAUGCACGCAGCAACAUCCAUGAGUGCAGUGUUUUUCUUCUAUCAUCAUUUUGGCUUCUUCUGUGAUCUGUGUAUGAAGAGCUGAUUUCUGGAGCUGUUUUUUUGCUGCAAUAUUGUAGCUUCAGUUGGUGCAUUUCCGGGUCUUCUUCUGGUUUCUUUUUUCUUUUGGAUGGAUAUGGCUCUUUUUAGGAAGUUCUUCUAUCGAAAGGCACCUGACGGGCUUUUGGAAAUAUCUGAUAGGGUUUAUGUCUUUGGUUGCUGCUUCAAGACGGAUAUUUUGGAUGAUGAUGAUGAAUAUAAAGACUAUAUAGGAAGCAUAGCGAGUGAACUCCAUGACUACUUCCCGGAUUCUUCAUUCAUGGUCUUCAACUUUAAAGAGGGAGAGAAUCAAAGCCAGAUUGGGAGCAAAUUAUCUGAAAAUGAUAUGACUGUAAUGGAUUAUCCUCUUCACUACGAAGGAUGCCCAUUGCUCACCUUGGAUAUGAUCCACCACUUUCUCAGAUCAAGUGAAAGCUGGCUGUCCCUUCAGCAACAAAAUAUGCUCCUGAUGCAUUGUGAACGAGGUGGCUGGCCAAUUUUGGCUUUCAUGCUUGCUGCUCUCUUGAUACAUAGGAAACAGUUCACGGGUGAGCAGAAAACCCUAGAAAUGAUUUAUAAGCAAGCACCUAGAGAGCUUUUGCAGCUGAUGUCACCCCUCAAUCCAUUGCCUUCACAACUAAGGUACCUGCAGUAUGUAUCAAGAAGCAAUACAGGCUCACAUUGGCCUCCGAUGGAUAGGGCACUUACACUGGACUGUGUUAUUCUUAGAGUUAUUCCCAACAUGAAUAGAGAGGGGGGUUGCCGUCCAAUAUUUAGGAUUUAUGGUCAGGACCCUCUAAUGGUUGCUGAUCGAACUCCCAAAGUUCUUUUCUCAAGACCAAAAAGGAGCAAACUUGUUCGGCAUUACAAGCAGGAAUUCUGUGAUUUGAUAAAAAUAGACAUCCAUUGUCAUAUUCAAGGUGAUGUUGUGAUGGAGUGUAUCAGCGUUGAGAGUGAUCUUGAAAGGGAACAGCUGAUGUUCCGGGUCGUGUUCAAUACAGCCUUUAUAAACUCAAAUAUCUUAAUGCUUAACCGUGAUGAAAUUGACACAUUAUGGAAUGUUAAAGAUAAAUUUCCAAAAGACUUCAGAGCAGAGGUUCUUUUUUCAGAGAUGGAUUCGACUUCAUCUCGUACUUCAAUUGAUUUGCCGGUUUUGGAGGGGAAAGGUGGCCUUCGCAAGGAGACAUUUGCUAAAGUUCAAGAGGUUUUCAGCAAUGUGGGCUGGCUAGAUACAAGACCUGAUGUGGCAUUAAAUGUGCUUCAACAUAUCACUGCACUCCAAGAAGAUUUGGAGGCUGUUUCUCCGCAGAAAGCAAAAAAAGGCAGCAAUAUGCCAGAAUCAAAUGUUGAAAAAGUUCAAGAUGAAUCAUUCUCAGCUCCCCAUCCCCCUCCCCCUCCUCCACCACCUUCGUUUUCAGGACCAUCUCCAUUAUCCGCAAUCAAGAAAUCACAUGCAACUCUCCUUCCUCCACCACCUACUGAGGUUGCUUCAUUAGUUGCUAUCUCAGUUUCUUCCCCACAGCUUGUAACAAACUCAGCAGUCAUUUCUGGGUCUCCUCCACCUUCUCCUCCUCCAUUUUCUGGGUCUGCAUCAGGCUCUUUCUUUUCUGUUAAAGUACCACCACCACCUCCUCCUCCUAGUUCUGCUCGAAAUUCAUCCAACAAUUCUGCACGUAUUCUUCCUGUUCCACCACCUCCUGCUCCUUUUUCCGAAGAGUUGUCAAAGCAGUGUGCUGCUUCUUUGCCAUCUUCUCGAGUUAGCAAAGGAAUUGUGCCCUCUGUUCCUGGACCACCUUCUGGUCCUCCAUUUAGUGUAAAGGGGCGAGGCCUUUCACGUCCAAAUCCAAGAAGUCAGGUCCAACCUAAAAAGGCCAACCUGAGGCCUUAUCAUUGGUUGAAAUUAACUAGAGUCAUGCAAGGAAGUCUUUGGGCUGAGACACAAAAAUCUGAUGAAGCUUCCAAGGCUCCGGAAUUUGACAUGGCAGAACUUGAGAGUCUUUUCUCAGCAGCUGCACCUACUGGUCAAGGAGGCAUGGAGGGGAAAUCAAAUCGUCGCACCUUGGGACGUAAAUCUGAUAAAGUUCAGCUGAUUGAGCUUAGACGGGCAUAUAAUUGUGAAAUCAUGCUUUCAAAAGUUAAGGUUCCUCUGUCUGACCUAAUGAUUUCAGUCCUUGCCAUGGAUGAUUCAGCCCUUGAUGUUGAUCAGAUUGAUAACCUUAUCAAGUUCUGUCCAACAAAAGAAGAGACGGCAUUGCUAAAGGGUUAUAAUGGAGAUAAGGAGAACUUGGGAAAGUGUGAACAGUUCUUCUUGGAAAUGAUGAAAGUGCCACGGGUAGAGUCAAAGCUAAGAGUCUUUUCAUUUAAGCUACAAUUCAAUCACCAGGUCUCUGACCUCAGAAGAAAUUUGAACGUUGUAAAUUCAGCUGCUGAAGAGAUCAGGAGCUCAGUCAAGUUGAAACGGGUCAUGCAAACUAUUCUUUCCCUGGGUAAUGCUUUGAACCACGGAACUGCAAGGGGUUCUGCUGUUGGAUUUCGGUUGGACAGUCUCCUCAAACUCACAGAUACACGAGCUCGGAAUAACAAGAUGACGCUCAUGCAUUAUCUCUGCAAAAUGCUUGAUGAAAAGCGUCCGGAGCUGCUGGAGUUUCCAAAGGACCUCACAAGUUUGGAGGCUGCAACCAAAAUACAGUUGAAAUAUUUGGCAGAGGAAAUGCAAGCCAUUAGUAAAGGGCUGGAGAAAGUUGCACAGGAAUUGAUUGCUUCAGAGAAUGAUGUUGAAGUGUCAGAAAAUUUUGGCAAGUACCAUGUCCAGAUUCUAAGGGCAUUUCUAGAUUCUGCUGAACGUGAAGUGAGAUCUUUGGCGCCACUUUUUGUUACUGCGGGUAGAAAUGCAGAUGCGUUGGCAGUUUAUUUUGGAGAAGAUCCUGCCCGGUUCUCAUUUGAGCAAGUUGUGUCUACGCUGCGUAAUUUCGUGAAGAUGUUUGUCCGGGCCCGUGAGGAAAACUACAAGCAACUUGAAUUUGAAAAGAGAAAGGCAGAGAGGGGAGAAAAUGAGAAGUUGAAGAUAGGUUCUUACAAAAUAGAGUCUGAAAACUUGAUGCCAAAUACUAUCAAGAGUGGGAAUAUCAAAUGAUCAAGUGCUAUAAAUGUUAAUCUAUCGAUCAAAUCAGAAAGCGGUUCCCAUGUAGAUAAGCCGCAUUAUACUAACGGAUGAACAUCCAUUUGAG
Messenger RNA from Manihot esculenta (cassava), 3520 nucleotides. Its product is annotated as formin-like protein 18. The record is from RefSeq and is a predicted model, not a curated record. NCBI's taxonomy places the organism in Eukaryota, Viridiplantae, Streptophyta, Magnoliopsida, Malpighiales, Euphorbiaceae.